UUUUCCAACGCUGGCGAAGCUCCGCCCUCGCCAGAGCGGGGCUCUGGUCCUAGCCCUCAGCGCCCGCAGGAGCGGCGGCUGGGGGGCGGAGGGGAGUGGGCCCCGCCAUUGGUUGUGCAGCCGGAGGGGCGGAGGGAAGGCUCCAGUUGAGCUCGCCGCUCGCCCGUGCGCCCGGCCGCGCGCCGCACCCGAGCGCCCCACAUCCCCGCGGAAAGCUUCGCGGGCGCGGAUCGCCAAGACCCGGGAGCCGGCGAGGAGCUCGGCGCAGCACCGUCCCACCCGAGCGCAGGAGCUGGCGGGGGAGAUCCGCGCGUCCCGGCCCGCAGGCAAAGUGCUUUGAAGAGCUCACCACACACGUUCAUGGUUCUCACUAAAGAAGCCUCUUGUAAGUGUCAUUGGACAACUGAUACCCUGCUACCUUUGUUUGAAAACUGAGAGUUUUUCUUGUGCUGAUUUAACUGCCUGCAAUUUUUGCUGAUGCUCUUGUGACAAAAGGAAUGCUGAUUCUGUCCUUUUUAACCCCUGUGUGAAACUGACCUAAUAGACUGUGCAUUCUCUGACCUCUAAAGAUGUCUGAACCGGACUCUUCAUCUGCAUUCUCGGGAAAUGUGGAGAAUGGAACUUUCCUUGAGCUUUUUCCCACAUCCCUGUCCACAUCGGUGGACCCGUCCUCAGGCCAUCUGUCAAAUGUCUACAUCUAUGUGUCCAUAUUCCUCAGCCUUUUAGCCUUCCUGCUUCUGCUUUUAAUCAUUGCCCUCCAGAGGCUCAAAAAUAUCAUCUCCUCCAGUUCCUCCUACCCAGAGUAUCCAAGCGAUGCGGGAAGCUCUUUCACCAACUUGGAAGUCUGCAGCAUUUCCUCGCAAAGGUCCACUUUUUCAAACCUUUCGUCCUGAAGAAAAUGGAGAAGUCCUUCAGUCCUGGAGCUACUUAAGUCUUCCCUGGGGGGAGUGUUGCACGAAGCAGGUGCCUCAUGAGAGAAAUGCCCGUUUUGUCCUUUUCCAUCAAUCAGACCUGUUUCUCCCUCUCCUUCACCCCUGGUAUCUUUUUCUGCUCACGAUGCUUUUUAUUUGGGAAUGUAGGAGUCGAUGCUGACAGAAAUGCAUGCAAGGUGCAGAAUUUCACAUAAUCCACUGGGCGAAACUCGAGCUGGCUUCCUCUGGGUGGAUCAGGCCAGCCUAGUGGACACCUGAGGCAGAACUCACCUGGGGCGACCGUGCAGUGGAUGCUGGAUCUGGACUCUGCACGUUGUUUCUCUUCCGAAACUGUGAAAUCCACUGAGCCAGCAGAAACUGGCAAAAUUAAGACUGAGCUAUGUAGAAGAUAUUUUCAGUAUUUAAAGGAUA
This is a messenger RNA of Camelus dromedarius (Arabian camel), 1343 nucleotides long. It is a transcript of the gene SERTM1, whose product is annotated as serine rich and transmembrane domain containing 1. The record is from RefSeq and is a predicted model, not a curated record. Bases 570 to 893 code for a protein of 107 amino acids. Gene Ontology annotation, cellular component: intracellular membrane-bounded organelle. NCBI's taxonomy places the organism in Eukaryota, Metazoa, Chordata, Mammalia, Artiodactyla, Camelidae. The transcript has 3 exons.